AUGUCGAACGUGGAUGUGAAUCUAGUCGUUUUGUAUGCUGCGUCCUGCUCGCUCGCUCUCUGGGUUGCCACUAGGAUUCUAUCCCCCGAGCGGAAGCGGGCAGCUCGACACCGCGACUCACUUCCAUUGUUAGGUGAGACGUGGGCAGCGAUCAAGCAUGCUGAACACUACUACGACUGGGAGGCUGAGAUGACCGAGAAGAUGGAGGGGAGGCCUUGGAUGUUCGACGUUGUCGGUCGACCGACCGAGUUCGUCGUAGGCAGACCGGAGAUCAUCGAAGAUAUUCUUCUCACGCAAUUCAAAAGUUUCGGCAAGGGUGAAUACGUCCAUGAAGUACUGAAUGAUCUCAUUGGGGACGGCAUUUUCAGCGUGGAUGGUCACAAGUGGAUGCGGCAACGCAAAACAGCGAGUAAUUUGUUCUCCAUGCGAGAAUUGAGGGAGUCCAUGGCGACGAUCGUUCAGGAAAAUGCGAAUACUCUAAACGGAAUACUCGAGUGUACUAUGAGCAAAAGUGAGUCUCUGGAUCUCUUCCAUUUGCUUAAUCGAUUCACGUUCGAAGUCAUCUCAGAGAUCGCCUUUGGCAUCAAGUUUGGGGGUCUACUCUCGGAAUCGGAACAUCCAGUGGAGACGGCUUUCAACUGCGCACAGCAAAGAAUGUUUGAGCGAUUUCUAGAACCGACGUGGCUGUGGAAGCUUCAGAGAUGGUUAGACAUUGGGAGCGAGCGAAAGUUGAAGAAGAACGUCCAAAUUAUUGAUAAUACGUGCUACAACAUUAUCUCUCGUUCGAUAGAGGAGCGACACACUAUGGGUAGUACUGCUAGUGGUUCAAAGAGAAACAUCAUAUCACUGUUCUUAGACGGUGUUAGUGACGGUGCCAAGAUCGAACAAGACCUUGAUCCAAAGUUUUUAAGGGAUAUCGUGGUGUCUUUCAUGACGGCAGGUCGGGACUCAACAACUGCAGCUCUCAGCUGGGUCUUCUACACUGUGAGUCAGUAUCCCGAGGUCGAGAAGAAGAUCCGUGAAGAGAUCAUCUCAAAGGUCCCAGAGCUCGCCAGUGGUGCCAUUGCGUCGCCGUCCGCAACCCAAGCGAAUGAAUUGGUGUAUCUCGAAGCUGUUGUGAAGGAGGUGCUUCGUUUAAACCCCGCUGUGCCGUCCAACAUCCGUGAGGCGCUUGAAGAUGUUGUUUUGUGUGAUGGAACUAUUGUGAAAGCCGGUGAAGCUGUAAGCUGGUCGUCUUACUCCUUGGGAAGAAUGCCUCAUAUUUGGGGUUUGGACGCAAAAGAAUUCAAACCGGAGCGAUGGAUCGACGCCACCAGGGGAAAACUCGUCACUGUAUCCCCGUGCAAAUACCCUCUUUUCAACGCAGGGCCUCGUAGCUGCCUUGGUACCAAGUUGGCAAUGAUGGAGAUAAAGAUCACCGCUGCUAGCGUGUUGAGCAAAUACCAUCUGACUGUUGUUCCGGGACAGACGAUUACCUACAGGAUCGGCUUGUCACUCGCCAUGAAAAACGGUAAUCAUAAGAAAAUUUGA
Messenger RNA from Phytophthora nicotianae INRA-310, 1530 nucleotides. RefSeq lists its product as hypothetical. Bases 1 to 1530 code for a protein of 509 amino acids. Gene Ontology annotation, molecular function: heme binding; oxidoreductase activity, acting on paired donors, with incorporation or reduction of molecular oxygen; monooxygenase activity. The transcript is spliced from 2 exons. The record is from RefSeq and is a predicted model, not a curated record. Lineage: Eukaryota; Oomycota; Peronosporomycetes; Peronosporales; Peronosporaceae.